This is a messenger RNA of Endocarpon pusillum Z07020, 2202 nucleotides long. RefSeq names its product Catalase A. The transcript is spliced from 8 exons. NCBI's taxonomy places the organism in Eukaryota, Fungi, Ascomycota, Eurotiomycetes, Verrucariales, Verrucariaceae. Gene Ontology annotation, cellular component: cytosol. The record is from RefSeq and is a predicted model, not a curated record. Gene Ontology annotation, molecular function: catalase activity; heme binding. Gene Ontology annotation, biological process: response to oxidative stress; hydrogen peroxide catabolic process. Bases 1 to 2202 code for a protein of 733 amino acids.
AUGGCCUCCAAAAUCUCCCAAGGCGUGGAGAAAGUGGUGACCAUGGCAAGCAAUGGUAUUACUGACAAAAAACACGCUGACCUCCACCGUGACACGGUCAAUAUCCACGACAAUAAGCAUUUCAGCACCACAGAUUUUGGAACCAAAGUUGCUACACAAGAUGACUGGCUGAGAGUUGUCAACGAUGGUCGCACAGGACCGUCGUUGCUGGAAGACCAGAUUGCUCGCGAGAAGAUUCAUCGCUUUGACCAUGAACGCAUUCCAGAACGCGUUGUCCAUGCUAGAGGAGCGGGAGCUUUUGGAAGCUUCCGAGUCUACGAGUCGGCCGAAGAUGUUACUCAUGCGAAAGUGCUUACCGACACCUCACGCACUACCCCAGUUUUUAUACGCUUCUCGACAGUGCAAGGCAGCCGCGGGAGUGCAGACACCGUAAGGGAUGUUCGCGGCUUCGCCAUCAAAUUCUACACCGAGGAAGGAAACUGGGACAUUGUGGGAAAUGACAUCCCAGUAUUCUUCAUCCAAGACGCUAUGAAAUUUCCCGACAUAGUGCAUGCGGUCAAACCGGAGCCAGACAGGGAAGUUCCUCAGGCUCAGAGUGCACAUAACAAUUUUUGGGAUUUCCAAUACUUGCACUCCGAAGCUACGCACAUGUUCAUGUGGGCUAUGUCGGACCGUGGUGUACCACGAAGCUUCCGCAUGAUGCAAGGGUUUGGUGUUAACACGUUUCGACUGAUCAACAAGGACGGCAUCAGCCACUUUGUAAAGUUUCACUUUACUCCGACCCUUGGCGUCCAUUCUCUGGUGUGGGACGAAGCUUUGAAGCUUUCGGGGCAGGAUCCAGAUUUCCAUCGCAAGGAUUUGUAUGAAGCAAUCGACGAGGGUGUGUACCCGAAGUGGAAGUUUGGCAUUCAGACACUUCCCGAUAGUCGUCAAGAUGACUUCGAUUUCGACAUCCUCGACGCAACAAAAAUCUGGCCAGAAGAGGAUGUCCCAAUCCGCUACAUUGGAGAGCUCGAGCUAAAUCGCAACAUUGAUGAGUUUUUCACCCAAGUCGAGCAGGCUGCCUUCUGCACAUCACAUAUCGUCCCUGGUAUUGACUUCUCAGAUGAUCCGCUGCUCCAAGGCCGCAAUUUCUCAUACUUCGACACGCAACUUUCGCGACUGGGCAUCAAUUGGCAAGAGUUACCCAUCAAUAGACCUGGCAGACAUCGGAUCACAGCUGGCAAGGUCAAUUACUGGCCUAACCGUUUCGAAGCUGUACCACCUGUUCCUCCGUCCGAAGGCGGAUUCAAUUCGUUCCCUGAAAAGAUUCAGGGCAUAGCAGAACGGCUGAAGAGCAAGAAAUUCUCCGAACACAUCAAUCAGGCCCAGCUCUUUUACAAUUCGCUGACUCCACCUGAAAAAUAUCAUCUCGAGAAUGCCCUUGGCUUUGAGCUCGAUCAUUGUGAUGAACCAAUAGUCUAUGAACGCAUCUGUGAUCGCCUUCGUGAUAUUGACCUCGAGCUUGCCAAGAACGUUGCAACCCUCGUCGGAGCCCCCGUCCCCGAAAAAGAGGGUCGUCCAAAUCACGGCAAGAAAUCUAAAUCCCUCUCCCAAACCUAUUUCAUGCCCUCAGAACCAACCAUCGCUAGCCGGCGGGUCGCAAUCCUGAUCGGCGACGGCUUCGACAAAGCCACCGUCAAGGCAAUGCAGACCUCACUCAAAGCCGCCAACGCAUUCCCCUUCGUCAUCGGUGUCCGAAGAUCCACCAUAUACGGCGAAGGCGAAGACAAAUCGUCCAGCAGCGCAGGUAUGAUGCCAGCCCAUCACCUGGAGGGCAUGCGCUCCACCAUGUUCGAUGCCCUCUUCAUCCCUGGCGGCUCCCAUAAUCAAACGCUGCAGAAGAAUGGCCGGGCAAUCCAUUGGGUUCGUGAAGCCUUUGCACACUGCAAAGCUAUCGGUGCAAUGGGCGAGGCUGUUGAGCUCAUCAAAACAGCCAUUGGAUCUGUGGACAAGGUCAAGCUGGCGUCAGUCGGCGAGCAGGGUGUUAUUGAAUCAUAUGGAGUGGUGACUGCAGGCAAAUCUGAGGCAUCCGGCAUAGGGGAGAUGAUCAAAAUGCUUAAGGGUGCGAAGGAUUUUGCUGGCGCGUUCUUCUAUUCCAUCUCGUGCCAUAGGCAUUUUGAGAGGGAGAUGGAGGGCUUGUCGAGUAUGGUUGCUUACUGA